This is a messenger RNA of Dentiscutata heterogama, 808 nucleotides long. The record is from the annotation of a GenBank genome assembly. Lineage: Eukaryota; Fungi; Glomeromycota; Glomeromycetes; Diversisporales; Gigasporaceae.
CAAAUCAUUCGCUUCAACUCUAUGCGGUACUAUAGUUCAUAGUGUCGCAACUGUCGCAUUUGGAAAUUAUUUAUCCGCCACCACAGGCUUGUUUCUGACUUUCUUUCGAAGUCCUGACAAAGAUGAUACUUCAUGGUCUGCUCAACUAAGAAGAUACAUAAUUCUCACCGCAUCCUCACAAUUAUUAGGAGUAAUAUGUCUUAUGACCUACAUGACAACCAGAUUCUUUAUGCUUAAUAAUGAUGUUUUGCCUGAAUUGCUUCGUAGAUGCUCAAUAGUAAUGUAUUCUAUUUGUGCUGCGAGUGCUUUAACUAAUUUUGUAAGGAUUAUUUAUGUUACUUGUGUUACGUCUCGUUCCAAAUCUAAGGAUAAUCUUAUGCCCUAUUUUUUUGAGCCUUUACAUUUUUCAAACAACCCUUAUGUUGAUAACACUUAUUUAGCCCCUUAUGGUGCUAAUGUAAACUCUCAUGCUGCUAAUAUAAAAUCUCAAGCUGAAAAAGAAGCACGUGAGAAAGAAACUCAUCAUCUAAUGUUAUCAGGUCCUCUCACCAUUAUUCAAAUCAUUUUCUUUACUAUUAUCUAUAUUAUUCAAAUGAUUUUUCAAAUAUCUAUGAAAAUUAAAUAUCCUUCUGUUGGUUAUAUGUAUACUUUUCAAAUGAUAUAUUUACAUGUUGGUUAUGUUAGUUUUUAUUUAUAUUGUGAUGAGGGUUAUUUAUCUUCUUCAUUAUUAUUUAUUAGUAAUUUCGCUUUGGGUAAUGUUCUUCAUGGUGCUUUUUUCUUGGCUUUCGGUGAAAUGAAAUAUAAUUAA